Molecule: messenger RNA, 654 nt
Organism: Prunus armeniaca (apricot)
Lineage: Eukaryota; Viridiplantae; Streptophyta; Magnoliopsida; Rosales; Rosaceae
Source: the annotation of a GenBank genome assembly
AUGAGGAAUUGGGUGGGCAAGAGAAGAGUAGAACUACCCAAGAGAAAGGGAACUCAAAAUUGGACUUUUGGAAACUGCAUUGCAAGUAUAGGCUACCCAGAUGAGGAAUUGGGUGGGCAAGAGAAGAGUAGAACUACCCAAGAGCAAGGGAACACAAAAUUGGACUUUUGGAAACUAGAAUCUGCAUUGCAAGGCUACCCAUAUAAGGAAUUGGGUGGGCAAGAGAAGAGUAGAACUACCCAAGAGCAAGGAAACUCAAAAUUGGACUUUUGGAAACUGGAAACUGCAUUGCAGUUUUCAUUUAAUUACAAUUUGAUUUUUGUUCUUUCCUUGGCCUUCAACCUCACCAAUUUGAAGAGUAGAGGCUACCCAAAUGAGGAAUUGGGUGGGCAAGAGAAGAGUAGAACUACCCAAGAGCAAGGGAACUCAAAAUUCGACUUUUGGAAACUGGAAACUGCAUUGCAGUUUUCAUUUAAUUACAAUUUGAUUUUUGUUCUUUCCUUGGCCUUCAACCUCACCAAUUUGAAGAGUAGAGGCUACCCAAAUGAGGAAUUGGGUGGGCAAGAGAAGAGUAGAACUACCCAAGAGCAAGGGAACUCAAAAUUCGACUUUUGGAAACUGGAAACUGCAUUGCAUUUCUAUUUUUAUUUGUAG